Lineus longissimus is the source of this 1957-nucleotide messenger RNA. RefSeq lists its product as uncharacterized. The transcript has 6 exons. The coding region runs from base 39 to 983 and encodes 314 amino acids. NCBI's taxonomy places the organism in Eukaryota, Metazoa, Nemertea, Pilidiophora, Heteronemertea, Lineidae. The record is from RefSeq and is a predicted model, not a curated record.
ACGGUGACAUUUACCUUUUUCAAUUUUCCUUUCCAGAUAUGUUUGGUGGAAGCGAGAUCCCGCUAUUGCAAGAAGUUGAAGAUACAAUCACAGACACUCAAGGGGAAAAAGAGGGUGUGAACUCCCAGCCUCUUAGCAAUACCACCGAAGUUGAAACCCUUAAAAUUCUUAAUGAAUUUUUCGAUGAAAGCUUUUCUUCUGGAGGUACUUCAUAUGACAGGAAAUUUUUGAAUGAUACUCUAUUCAUGGGUCACGACCCAAUGUGGUCUGGCGCAGAAGAUGGGGCACUACAGAAAAAUCAAAAAGAUGCCGGAUCAGAUGAGGUGACCUCUGGCCCUGGGAUGAUUGACGUGGCGGUCCAUCUCCACUGCUUUUUCGAAGACGACAAAAACUCCGUAGAUUUUAAGCCACCUCUUGUGCUUGAAAAAAAUGCUCGAAAUCUUGAGCGAGCAGAUUCUCUCUCUGUAUCUCCUGCAGGAAAAUCACCAAGUGAGCAAGGAGUCCACGAUGUCCUCAUACCAGGCUUUGAAUUUGAUGACGGAUUUGAUGAAAUAAUUGAUGAUCCCAAACCACCAUUGGCGGGAAGGAAAAGACCUUGGCCAAUUGAUGAAGCCGUUCCACUUAUAGUUGCUGAUCAUUACUCCGAGGAGGAUGACCGUGGCAAAGACUUUUGUGCUCCAAGUUCAACUGAAGCACAACCCAACGAUCAGACUGUUACCUUCCGUUCUUCCGGGAAAGCUGUCUCCUUCUCAUGUGCCCCUGAGGCAACUGGAAAAGAUCUGCGGCAUGUGGUGAAAGCAAAUUUGGUUCUGGAACUGCUUGAUCUCGAGUCCAUCGAUUCAUAUUCGUUCUUUACUGGUGGCAGACGCUUUGAAGACGAUGAGCAGGUCGUGCCAAACUUGGUUCUGGAUAUGGUUGGCCUGCCAAGUGGUCCAAAGAGGCGUAAACUGGAAAUAGAAAAGAAAAAGAAAAAGGGCAAUUAAACUUACAGUUACAUACAUGACACUGGAACAAGGGCAUGGCUUACUCAAAUACAAGUGUUAUGAAUUGAAAAAAAAUUAUCAUGUAUUACCUGAAGCUAUCUUUUGAAGUUGUUGGUUUUGACCCAAAGUGUUUCUUAAAAAUCAAAAUUUAGACAUUGGUUGUUUAAGUAAUCAUGUUCCCGUUGAUUCUGUAUUUGAAAUGAAAUUGUUGACGACAAGUUUGUUUUGACCAAGUGUGUCACGAGUAUGUUUUGGUGCAUUUUGAAAAAGAUUGUGUGAAAACCAUUCGUUUGUUAUUGUUUCGAUCUGUUUAAUUUUAAUUAAUUUUAAUUUUGUUUAAUCUUAAAAGAAAGUUAAGUUUUGCUAAGUCUGAUAUCAACUAUGGUAUACGUUAUCAGUUUGUCUUGAGAUCAUUUUAUCGUAAGGCCAUAUGAAUUUGAUUGUUUGUAUAACAGACACAGAGGGAAGAGCAUGUGUGUCAGAAAAACAGAAGAGAAAAACACAGUUUUUGAAAUUGAAACGAAAGGCUUCACAAUCAGACUCCUAUGGACCACAUCCUCAUUUAUAAGGGACCAGGCUCCCAAGUUCCAAGUCUGUUGCUGAUGUGUAUAGCGGAUACACGAACUAGUAAAUGCUUUUAUCUUAAUCUCCAUGUACAUUUACACUAGACCUUUCUGUACGGUAUUGAAGUAAAAGCAUUUGCUGGUCUUUAUUCAUAUAACCCAUUGUAUAUCAUGGAGAGAACUGUCUGAUAUAUGCAUGGUUUUUUUCUUAGCCUUGUGCCUUAUGCUAGAUGCAACCAAUACACAUAAGAUGUGCUUUUGCUAAUGCUUUUGCUAGUUUAUAUUACCAGUAUGUGCCAUAUGUACUUUAAGAAUUUUACACAAUUUCUUAUGAAAUGUUUCCAGUGAGGCAUAAGAUAUUUCACUGCUGCCUAUCAUGACAUGUAUAACAUGUGAAAUAAGUGUGCUGUA